Molecule: messenger RNA, 1213 nt
Organism: Nothoprocta perdicaria
Lineage: Eukaryota; Metazoa; Chordata; Aves; Tinamiformes; Tinamidae
Gene: CBX6
Product: chromobox 6
Exons: 4
Coding region: 1-1209 (402 amino acids)
Source: RefSeq, a predicted model, not a curated record
AUGGUAGGGCCACAGCCCCAGGUAGACCUGGCCACCCCCACAGCCCAGGUAGACCUGGCUGCCCCCCAACAACCCGGGGUAGACCUGGCCGCCCCCCAGAACUUCGGAUACAGCACAUGGGAGCCAGAAGAUCAUAUCUUGGACCCUCGCCUGGUAGUGGCUUAUGAAGAAAAAGAAGAGCGAGACCGUGCUUCGGGGUACAGGAAAAGAGGUCCCAAACCAAAGCGCCUCCUUCUGCAGGCUCGGGCCCAGGCGGAGGCCCUCCACAUUGGGGAUGUUCACUUUUCUGUCAAGCCUGGCUCCAGCACCUCCUCUCCCAAGCUGCACUCCAGCGCUGCCGUGCACCGGCUUAAGAAGGACAUCCGGCGCUGCCACCGCAUGUCCCGGCGCCCGCUGCCCCGUCCCGACCCGCAGAGUGGCGGCAGCGUGACCGGCAGCACCGGCAUCCGUCCCCCCGUCUCGCCCUUCUCCGAGACCGUCCGCAUCAUCAACCGCAAGGUGAAGCCCCGCGAGCCCAAGCGCAGCCGCAUCAUCCUCAACCUCAAAGUCAUUGACAAAGGUGGGAAGCCUCCCAACGGGGCGGGCGGCCUGGCCCGGCCCAAGAUCCCUUCCCGAAACCGCGUCAUCGGCAAGAGCAAGAAGUUCAGCGAGAGCGUCCUGCGCACGCAGAUCCGCCACAUGAAGUUCGGCGCCUUCUCGCUCUACAACAAGCCGCCCGCCGCGCCCGCCCCCGCGCUGGAGGGCAAGGGGGAGGCCGAAGGCUCCCAAGCGUCCUCCUGCGGGCUCCUCGUGGGCUCCAGCCCCUACGACGCCCCCAGCUCCAGCUCCUCCGGCUGCCCCUCGCCCGCCCCGCACUCCUCGUCCGACCCUGACGAUUCCCCUCCGAAGCUGCUUCCCGAGACCCUCAGCCCCGCCAUCCCUGACUGGCGCGAGUCAGAGGUGCUCGACCUCUCCAUCCCGCCCGAGUCAGCGGCCACCAGCAAGCGCUCCCCUCCCGGAGCCUGCGGCGGCGGGCAGCCGCCUGCCUUGGCCCUCCCCUCUCCUGAGCCGGAGCAGGAGACGGGCGAUUGGCGCCCCGAGAUGUCCCCCUGCUCCAACGUGGUGGUCACCGACGUCACCAGCAACCUCCUCACCGUCACCAUCAAGGAGUUCUGCAACGCGGAGGAUUUUGAGAAAGUGGCGGCGGGCGGCGGUGGCGGCAGCAAGUGAGCGG